UCUGAACAGGAGCCCACCGUCCACUUCUGACAUCAUGACCCACUGCUGCUCCCCUUGCUGCCAGCCUACGUGCUGCCGGACCACCUGCUGCAGGACCACCUGCUGGAAGCCCACCUGUGUGACCAGCUGCUGCAGCACACCCUGCUGCCAGCCCUCCUGCUGUGUGUCCAGCUGCUGCCAGCCUUGCUGCCGCCCAACUUGCUGUCAAAACACCUGCUGCAGGACCACCUGCUGCCAGCCCACCUGUGUGACCAGCUGCUGCCAGCCUUCCUGCUGCAGCACAUCCUGCUGCCAGCCCACCUGCUGUGGGUCCAGCUGCUGUGGCCAAACCAGCUGUGGCUCCAGCUGUGGUCAGACCAGCUCCUGUGCACCUGUGUACUGCACGAGGACCUGCUACCACCCCACGUGUGUCUGCCUGCCUGGCUGCCUAAACCAGAGCUGUGGAUCCAGCUGCUGCCAGCCCUGCUGCCGCCCAGCCUGCUGUGAGACCACCUGCUGCCAGCCCACCUGUGUGUCCAGCUGCUGCCAGCCCUGCUGCUGCUGAUCAGCCCUGACAAGGACCAUCAUCCUAACACAACGACAUUCUCACUUUUUUUUUGAGACAGAUUCUCACUCUAUCACCCAGGCUGGAGUACAGUAGCAUGAUUUUAGCUCACUGUAACCUUUGCCUCCCAGGAUCAACCAACUCUCCUGCCUCAGCCUCCCAACUAGCUGGGAUUACAGGCCUAUUCCACCACGCCUGACUAAUUUUUUAUUUUUAGUAGACAUGGAGUUUCACCAUGUUGAUCAGGCUGGUCUCAAAUGCCUGACCUCAAGUGAUCCACCCACCUCAACCCCCCAAAAUAUUGGGAUUAUAGGCGUGAGCCACCGUGCCCAACCUCAACUUACUUAUCUUUCAGGGGACAAAUUUACUUUCCAACACAGAAUGCUCUCACCAAUAUCUUUUUUUAACUUUUUUUUUUUUUUUUUGCAUGUUUAAAAUCUUGUGAUUCAGCUUGAGGGAGGGCAGAGUACUUCGUCCUGAUUCUCUUUCUCCUGACACUUUGUGGAUCAUGUGCCAGCUUCCUGUGUCCUCAGUUUGGAGUCCUGGUCUCAGCUUUGAGUCUAACUUCAAGAGCUUCAUUCUCUGCUUCUCAGAAAUUUGCGUUUCUGUAAUUGAUCCUUUUGAUCAACUGAAUCUUUGCAAUUGUAUUUUCAUUUUCAAUUUUCUCCUCAUGGUUUUUGCCCUUCUUUCUCCUAUUUAUGACAACUCUGGACUAUGUCCCUUGUAGCACAGAUUCUUACCUAUGUGUUACUAAAUAAAUUAUGAACCAUCCUCCAUCUCA
Callithrix jacchus (white-tufted-ear marmoset) is the source of this 1325-nucleotide messenger RNA. RefSeq lists its product as uncharacterized. Lineage: Eukaryota; Metazoa; Chordata; Mammalia; Primates; Cebidae. The record is from RefSeq and is a predicted model, not a curated record. Gene Ontology annotation, cellular component: keratin filament.